UUUGUUUGUAACAGGAAAACUGGAGCUGCUCUUUCUACUCUCCUAUUUUUUAAGUAUCAACUUGUAUAAAAUGAUCGUAAAGAGCUGGCGUCCAUGUGUUUAGUGUUAACUCCAGCAUCAUGAGCAAUAACGAGUCUUUCCUGGGUGAUUUGUACGAAUUAGAUAUUCAAACCACAGACACACUGAGGUUGCCGGAGGUACACCGGCCCGUUAAGAUCGGGAUUAUUUUGGCCCUGGGUGUUAUGAUCACUUUGGGGAACGUUGCCGUGGUGUCAGUCAUUUACUCCGCGGUACCGGGUUGGUCGCGGAAUUCACGGUAUUUUCUGUUAUCGUUAACCGGCGCGGACUCGGCGUUCGGUCUGAUCGUCAUGCCGUUGAAUCUGUGCGUCAGCCUGCUGAAGGACUACAGCAACGAGCCUGACCCGUUCUGUCACGUGGUGGCCUUCUUUAACGCCACCGUCUACUCCACGUGCAUGUACACCUUGGCCAGCAUCAGCCUGGAGCGCUACGUGGCCGUGUUUUUCCCGCUGCAGUACUCUACGCUGCUGACCCGGAGACGCGCCCUAGCGCUCAUCGCAUUCGCCUGGCUCUUUCCUCCUGUCCUUCUCGUGCCCAUAUCGUGCCCGGAGGGAAUCAUAGACGUGUAUUUCUCCACGGCGUCCUUGGUGUGCAACCCGUCGUACUCCAGCAACGUCACGUACUCUCUGACCCUUACCGGCUUCAUCUUCUUCCCCUGCUCGGCCCUUAUGACCGUCUGUAACCUCAGGCUGUGGGUCGCCGCCAGGAGGCAGAGGAGGAAGUUGAGGAAACACGGCUCGGGUCGAUGGACUAGGCCUAACGUGGCUUCGCGCGUGCUCGUGCCCGUCAUGUCCGCCUACUACACGUGCUGGACCCCCUGCAUGGUCAUCAUGAUCUACACCGCAAUAUCAGGCAGUGGUGUCCCCGAGUGGGUGGAAUUUGUGGCCGUCUGGUUACCGACAUCUAAUGGGUUCCUCAACUGUAUCUUUUACUUUUGGAUUAACCAGAGCUUCAGGAGAAAAUUUCACUCUGUCCUGCAGAGGGUUUGUUUCAGACCUUGUCCUGACAGCAAACUUGCACACAACUCUGUGAUGGCUACUCUGAAUAACAACACUGUGCAUGAAAGGUCCUCCAGCGUGUCGUCCACUUGCACUUUACUCACAAUUGCUGUUGAGACCUACAUCUGACAGCAAGAGGCCAAGUGGACCUCAAACAGCUGAGCAUCCAGGGGUUUAAAAGUACUUUCUUAGUCAUGUGGGAAUGGAAAAAGGGAUAAUGACACACCUGUGAAUCACUGGUAUGGUUCAUUUCAUCCUCCUUACUUAUACAGACUUUUAGCUUGUGGGCAAAUUGUGCCUUUUUUUUUUUUUUUUUUUUUUUUUUACAUUCAAUGCACUAUUACACUUUUUUUUCUCUUUUUUUUCUAUUUAUUUUAAGUUACACACCUUUUACUACUUCUUACUACUUGUUUUUCUCCUAUUCUGCAAUUUCUUCGUUUUUCAAUUUACCUUUUACAGCCGUCAGCUUUUCUUACAGUAAUAAACCACAUUGGCUGGAUUUCCACUGCAACAAUUUUUCUCUAAUUUUAAUGUUCAGUCAACUGCAUAAUGGAAGUUGUGUUCUGUCAGAUUUUAUCAAUAUGUCAACAGCCGGCAGUACAAAAAGGUUAACCUUUAUACAAAAGGAAAGUAAUUAGGCACUUAGUGUCAUAUAAAGGUCAGCUCAGCUAUGUCUGUUGGAAUGUUUUUUUCUUUCUUUUCAUUUGGUAGAGUUCCAUGUUCUCCCUUAUUUCCUCUCCUGUUUCAUGCACAUUUAAUUUAAAUGUAAGGGGUAAAUAUAAUUUUUCUGGCACUUUCCUUGUAAACUAUCUUGUCUGUUGUAGAUUAUUAUUUUUUAUAUAA
Silurus meridionalis is the source of this 1919-nucleotide messenger RNA. RefSeq lists its product as uncharacterized. Gene Ontology annotation, cellular component: membrane. Gene Ontology annotation, biological process: G protein-coupled receptor signaling pathway. Gene Ontology annotation, molecular function: G protein-coupled receptor activity. The transcript is spliced from 2 exons. The coding region runs from base 120 to 1205 and encodes 361 amino acids. NCBI's taxonomy places the organism in Eukaryota, Metazoa, Chordata, Actinopteri, Siluriformes, Siluridae. The record is from RefSeq and is a predicted model, not a curated record.